Messenger RNA from Torulaspora globosa, 1821 nucleotides. It is a transcript of the gene DED1, whose product is annotated as DEAD-box ATP-dependent RNA helicase DED1. Bases 1 to 1821 code for a protein of 606 amino acids. The transcript has a single exon. Gene Ontology annotation, molecular function: RNA binding; ATP binding; RNA helicase activity. Gene Ontology annotation, cellular component: nucleus. Lineage: Eukaryota; Fungi; Ascomycota; Saccharomycetes; Saccharomycetales; Saccharomycetaceae. The record is from RefSeq and is a predicted model, not a curated record.
AUGGCAGAGUUGAGUAAUCAAGUUGAGAAAUUGGACAUCAACGUUGGUUCGGAUCGCAAGGGAGGAUACGUUCCACCACAUUUGAGGAACUCUGGAGGCAGAAGGCCAAGAAACGACGGGUUUGAAGCGGGUCGUGGUGACAGGAGCGGCAGUAGGGGGAGUUUUUUCGGAUUUGACCGGCGCAGUGAGGGAAGAGGCGGAUUUGGCAGAAACAGCGGCGGUAGUGGGUUCAGACCAGCAGGUACUGGUAAAUGGGUUGAUGGGAAACAUGUUCCAGCGGCGAGAAACGAGAAGAUGGAGGUGCAGUUGUUUGGGGUAGCGGAGGAUCCAAACUUCCAGUCUUCUGGUAUCAAUUUUGACAACUAUGACGACAUUCCCGUGGAGGCGUCUGGUGAGGAGGUGCCGGAGCCUAUUACGGAGUUUACGAGUCCUCCUUUGGACGAGCUGUUGUUGGAGAACAUCAAGCUGGCUCGUUUCACGAAACCCACUCCGGUGCAGAAGUACUCGGUUCCGAUCGUGGCCAAGGGCAGAGAUCUGAUGGCGUGUGCUCAGACCGGUUCUGGUAAGACGGGUGGGUUUCUGUUCCCUGUUCUUUCCGAGUCGUUCAGCACUGGUCCCUCUCCAGCUCCAGAGGGUGCGAAGGGCUCGUACAUGAGGAAGGCUUUCCCAACGGCGGUUGUGUUGGCUCCUACCAGAGAGUUGGCUACGCAGAUUUUCGAUGAGGCUAAGAAGUUCACUUACAGAUCGUGGGUUAGGCCAACUGUGGUGUACGGUGGUGCCGAUGUCGGUUCUCAGAUGAGAGAGCUGGACCGCGGUUGUGACCUGUUGGUCGCUACCCCAGGUCGUUUGAACGAUCUUUUGGAGCGUGGUAAGAUCUCGUUGGCUAAGGUCAAGUAUUUGGUUCUCGACGAAGCAGACAGAAUGUUGGAUAUGGGUUUCGAACCUCAAAUUAGACACAUUGUGGAAGGUUGCGAUAUGCCUGGCGUGGAAAACAGACAAACCCUGAUGUUCUCGGCUACUUUCCCAGUGGACAUCCAGCAUUUGGCCCGUGACUUCUUGAGCGACUACAUCUUUUUGUCAGUCGGUAGAGUCGGUUCCACUUCGGAAAACAUUACGCAAAGAAUCCUGUACGUGGAGGACGAGGACAAGAAAUCUGCUUUGUUGGAUUUGUUGUCGGCCUCCAACGAUGGUUUGACGUUGAUUUUCGUGGAGACUAAGAGAAUGGCCGAUCAGUUGACCGAUUUCCUGAUCAUGCAAAAUUUUGCUGCCACUGCUAUCCAUGGUGACCGUACCCAGGGCGAACGUGAACGUGCGUUGGCUGCGUUCAGAUCUGGUAGGGCAAACCUAUUGGUUGCCACUGCUGUCGCAGCAAGAGGUCUGGAUAUUCCAAACGUCACGCAUGUGAUCAAUUACGAUUUGCCAAGCGACGUCGAUGACUACGUUCACAGAAUUGGUAGAACUGGUCGUGCCGGUAACACUGGUGUCUCCACCGCAUUCUUUAACAGAGGUAACAAGAACAUCGUCAAGGGUUUGGUCGAAAUCUUGACUGAAGCCAACCAAGACGUCCCAGCGUUCUUGAACGAUAUUUCUAGAGAAUCUUCUGGUAUCAGAGGUGGAAGAGGCGGUGGCUUCUUCAACAGCCGUGCUAGUGGUUCAAGAGAUUACCGUAAGCAAGGUAACGGUAACGGUUCGUGGGGUGCCUCCAGAAGUGGUGGUAGCAACUGGGGUUCAUCCGGCUCAAGGGGCGGUGGUUCCUGGGGCAGCAGCAGAUCCUCUGGAUGGGGCGCAUCUGAAUCUUCCGGUAACUCAUCCUGGUGGUGA